Cheilinus undulatus (humphead wrasse) is the source of this 7069-nucleotide messenger RNA. RefSeq names its product ecotropic viral integration site 5b (gene evi5b). Lineage: Eukaryota; Metazoa; Chordata; Actinopteri; Labriformes; Labridae. The coding region runs from base 313 to 2763 and encodes 816 amino acids. The transcript is spliced from 20 exons. The record is from RefSeq and is a predicted model, not a curated record.
UGUACACGUAUUACACGGCUGCAUGGGCUGGACUGUAGAGUCAAUGGGAACUAGCUAACUUAACGCUGGCUAGCUUUCAAGUGGAAACCUGGCUAUGCUAACUUGGAAAUUAUAGCUAAUGUAUUCGAUCAACGUGCUUGAAAAUACGUCUUUUAUUUAUAAAAGUAGGACUAUACUUUCGUGCAUGGGAAGCAGACGACGUUUGCUGCGGUCGGCUCAAAACGCUCCAAGGUGGCGACAGACAAGGUUGCUGGUAAGCUGAGUUCUACUCUCUCAUGGGUGAAGAACUCGGUGUCCCACACCGUCAGUCAGAUGGCUAGCCAGGUGGCCACGCCCACAUCCCUGCAGACCACUGCUACCUCAUCGUCCACCUCUCUGUCCUCGCCUGGCCUUUCACCGUCCUCCCCAGCGCAGCUCAGUCCUGAUGAUGUCGAGCUGCUCGCCAAGCUUGAGGAGCAGAACAGGCUGCUGGAGACGGACAGCAAGUCGCUGCGCUCCAUGAACGGCUCCAGGCGAAACAGCGGCUCCUCCUUGGUGUCCAGCUCCUCCGCCUCCUCCAACCUCUCUCACCUGGAGGAGGACACGUGGAUCCUAUGGGGACGUAUCGUCAAUGAGUGGGAGGAGGUGCGCAAAAAGAAGGAGAAGCAGCUUAAGGAUCUUGUCAGAAAAGGGGUCCCUCACCACUUUCGAGCAAUAGUGUGGCAGCUGUUGUGUAAUGCCCAGAAUAUGCCCAUCAAAGAUCAAUACUCAGAGCUCCUGAAGAAGACGUCGCCCUGUGAGAAGCUGAUCCGCAGAGACAUCGCACGCACAUAUCCUGAACAUGAAUUCUUCAAGGAGAAAGACAGCUUGGGUCAGGAGGUGCUCUUUAACGUCAUGAAGGCAUACUCUCUGGUUGACCGUGAGGUUGGUUACUGUCAGGGGAGUGCUUUCAUUGUUGGACUGCUACUCAUGCAGAUGCCAGAAGAGGAGGCUUUCUGUGUGUUUGUGAAGUUGAUGCAGGAUUACAGAUUACGUGAGCUCUUCAAACCCAGUAUGGCCGAGCUGGGACUCUGCAUGUACCAGUUUGAGUGUAUGAUCCAGGAGCAACUCCCAGAUCUACACAUGCAUUUCCAGGCUCAGAGCUUUCACACGUCCAUGUACGCCUCCUCCUGGUUCCUCACCAUCUUCCUCACCUCCUUCCCUCUGCCUGUUGCUACAAGGAUCUUUGACAUCUUCAUGUGUGAGGGUCUGGAGAUAGUUUUCCGUGUUGGCCUUGCCAUCCUCCAGAUGAACCAGACUGAACUCAUCCAGCUUGACAUGGAGGGAAUGUUACAGCACUUUCAGAAGGUCAUCCCACACCAGCUCGACAGUGGACCGGAUAAAGUCAUCCAGGCUGCUUAUCAGGUUAAAUACAACGCCAAGAAGAUGAAAAAGUUAGAGAAAGAAUACACUACAAUCAAAACUAAAGAGAUGGAGGAGCAGGUGGAGAUAAAGAGGCUUCGAACAGAGAACCGGCUCCUGAAGCAGAGGAUAGACACACUAGAGAAAGAAAGUGCUUCCUUGGCAGAUAGAUUGAUCCAGGGACAAGUGACUCGAGCUCAGGAGGCGGAGGAGAACUACCUGGUCAAACGGGAGCUGGCUACAGUCAAACAGCAGAGCGAGGAUGCCAGUGCUCAGCUGGAGCAGGCCAUGAAAACCAUCGGGCAGCUCCAGCAGCAGCAGCAGCAGCCACAUGGGAAGGGAGCCCCUCGGUAUUCUGAGGAGUCUGUCCUGCAGCUGGAGCGAGAGCUUGUGCAAGCCAGACUAAAGGAGGCCGAGUCUCAGUGUGCCCUCAAGGAGAUGCAGGACAAGAUCCUGGAUAUGGAAAAGAGAAACACAUCUCUACCAGAUGACACCAAUGUGGCUCGUCUUCAGGAGGAGUUGAUAGGGGUGAAGCUUAGAGAGGCCGAGGCUCUGACUGGCCUGAAAGAGCUGAGACAGCAAGUCAGAGACCUGGAGGAGCACUGGCAGCGUCAUCUGGCACGUACGGCUGGUCGCUGGAAGGACAGCCCUAAGAAGAACACGCUAAGCGAGCUGCAAGAUGAGCUGAUGAGUGUGAGGUUGCGAGAAGCUGAAGCCCAGGCCGAGCUGAGAGAGACACGACAGAGGAUGCUGGAGCUUGAAACACAGAAUCAGAUCCACAGUAACCAGCUGCGACGGGCGGAGCAGGAGAGUCGCUGUCUGCAGGAAUGUGUGCAAACACUGACAGUGCAAAACAAAGACUUGCAUGUGCAACUGCAGGAGAUCAAACGGAAACUAGCUGAGAUUGAAUGCAAGAGUAAAGAAGAGGUGAUGGCAGUGAGGCUGAGGGAAGCUGACAACAUUGCUGCUAUGGCUGAACUUCAACAACAGAUCUCAGAGCUUGAGAUUCAGAAAGAAGAAGGAAAAGUCCAAGGUCAGCUGAACCACACAGACUCGAGUCAGUACAUCCGAGACCUCAAAGACCAGAUAGCAGAGCUAAAAGACGAGAUUUGCUGCUUAAAAGGACAGAGGGGCUUGGCCAAUCCACCCACUUUUGAUGGGAUCCACAUCGUCAAUCACUAUACGGGGAAUGAUCGGUCUUACCAGUCUUCAGACGAAGAUGGAGGCAAGGACCCCAUCCUGCAGGACACCCAGCAGAGGAGCGGGGGUCGUAUCAGGCUGCGGCCAAACCUCCCGGACACCGACAGCGAGGAGGACGAGGACGAGGACGACGAAGCCCUUCGACUCUCUGUGCCUCCGAGUAGCAAGUCCACUACUGUGUGAUAAGAGUGAUGGGACAGAUGCGAGGUGUUCCCAAGCAGCCAUUUCAGGGAAGGAGUCUGGAAUUUCAGAAAGCAGAUGCAUCAUCAUUUCAUAUCCUGAGAAUCACACUUAUGGAUUGAGUUUAUAUAGUUUGUUUGUAGUUUUCUUUUCCUCCUGAGGGCAGCAAACACCACUGACAGAGGCAAGAUCAUCAGCAUGGACCUCAGCAGAAAAAUCACUAAUGUGGAGGAGAGUAUCAAUCUCUACUGGGUCACAACGACCAGGAAAGGAGGAGGAGGAGGAGGAUCAUGACUCCUCUGCCCCACUCCUCUCGUAGGUACAACACAGAGAGAGAGACUGUGCAAUAAAACAUUUUAUGCUAUAUCACACACUUCAUCCAACAUGUUUUUAUACUUUUAAAAGCAUUUUAUAAAGAACAUCAAACAUGUAUUGAUGCCGUUACUCCUAAGUGUCCAUCAUGCAGAGACACAUUGUACUGUGUGCGUGUUAGUGUAUAUAUAUAUAUAUAUAUAUUGUCUUGAUGAGCUCAAUCAGAGGCUGCUUGCAUCCGCCAGCGCUGACGUUUUGGCCUUAGCACACGCCGCAUGCCUUUUACCAGGGCUGAUGAAGCACGAGGUCAGUGUGACAUCUGCAUACUUGUAGAUAUGUAAAUGUGUAUCAUGUUUGUUUGUUUGUUUUUUCAAUUCCUUUUGAACUUGAAAAUAUGUAUCUAUUGCAUAUCUGAUGUGUAGAUUAUAUUGUAUAAUUCAGAAAGAAAAAAGGGACAUGUAAGUUAGUUAAAUAUGGUCACACAAAGGACAAAUCCUGUUUGUAGGAACAGUGAGAUGACUCAGAGAAAGAAGAGAGAAGAAAAUAACUGAUAUUUAUCCUCAUUUAAAAGCUUUGGCUUGCUUGCUCUCCAGAAAAUUAAAAGAAUAUCCAAUAAAAGGGUGAGUACGGCCAGGGGUAAAGAAAAAAGUAAGAAAAUAAAGAUUUUUGUUAUAAUCUGUAGUUUAAAAAUGAAGCUAAAUUUCAAGAAUAAAGGAAGUAUUGAGAUAAAAGUAGAAAGUCAAGGAUUAACUUUCAGCCUUCAUGCCAGGUAAAGAAAAAAAUUCAAGGCCCCAAGGCUCUUUACUUGUUUUUUCCCCCUUAUGCAUGGCCCCCUAAUGGUGUGUUCAGACCAAAAGUGGAGCACAUUUUUUGUGGUUGCUCUUGUUGGUUAACCAGAACUUGUCAAUAUUAUACAUUUUCAGAGAAGUUUGGAAACCCCCUGCCCUCUUUCGACAGUUUGCAUUGAUAAAUCUGCUGACUCCAGCUGUUUAAGGCUAGCCACUGCACAGUUUCACGACCUGUCAGAUAAAUCAAGCUCAGCUAUAAUCUGCAAUCUGGUUUUCGACAGCUACAGAUUUUUUUUGGUCCAAAAAGUUACCAAAAUCAGUCCAUCAUGAUGCAGAUUGAUGCUAAACAUACAAACAAACAUGAACUCUUCAUUUUAAAAAUGGUGUUUGUGUUCACAACCACUGAGCCGCUCUGAGGACUUCACGAUCCUAGAGUUGAGAUGCACUGAUUGUUAGAUAGGGGCAUUUCCAAUACUAAUGAUGAAGAUAACAAUUUAGACGAUUGCCAAUGCUGAUACUGACUACUUCAUCACUUCUUUGAUUCAAGACUCUGUCUCUAUUCAGCAGUUAGGUAAACCAUAUGAUCAUAAACUGGUGGCAGAAAAUUAUAAACACUGGCUACUAACACCUGUUCAUGACACAUCAUUUGUAGAUGGUUGACGUUUGUCAAGGCUGGUAUUGUCCAAUAGGAAGCCGAUGCUACAGUGCAUUUGUAUUAUUUUAAAGAUAAAGGGGUUUGUGAUGCUUGGCAUUAAUGUUAGAGAUGCACCAGUUGUGGACAUCAGGGCUGACACUGAUGUUGAAAAUAAUACAGCCCCCCAAAGAUUGGGGGAAAAAAAACAUGAUUGAUAUUUAUUAGAGAUGGCGAUAUAAUCAGUCUGAUAUCAGUAUUAGCAGAUAUUAGCUUAAAAAGGCAAUUAUCUGUGUUCCUUUGUUCAUCCUUAUACAUUAGAAUAUGUUAAAAGGACUUAAAUUUGAGGUCUGAAAUGCAUAUUUGGAUAUCUGUAUUGAUACUGGUAUUGGCUAAAAUUAAUCCAUAGUUAUCAGCAUAUUGGAUAUUGGCUAAAAAUCCACCAUAUGUUCAUCCCUAAUAUUGAUUUGAAUUGUUUCAGUGAUAAAAACCCAAGCAGAUUAAGCUUACACAUUUUUCUUAGCAAAAUCUCUUGAUAUAAACAAUUUAGUUAGUGAUUAAUCAUAAUUUAAUCAGUUUAUAUCCAAUUUUGACAACCUCUUAGAAGGCAAUGCCUCAUACCCCUUAGAUCUCACAUCUGACCUUGAAAACAGCGAGUUUGUCCAACAGGUGACUUUCUCUGUCCAAUAGAGAAAACCUCUUCUCUGAAUCAGCAGUUAGGUAUAAAAGCAACAGGGCAGAUAUCGGUUGAUACAGAUGUUAACGAUACAGUUUUUUAGAAUUUGUGCACUGAAUCCACUGAAAAUAUCGAACUAAAAAUGACUAAACCUACUUCAUUUUUACAGUUUUAAUGGGACAUGUCGCCCACCAUGAUGGACAUAUCCCAUUAAACGCCAGAUAUUACACCUAAUGGUCGGCUUAGACUACACAAAUUCAGUCCGAUUUUGGCCCGAGUGUAUGAGUGUUGAAAACAACAAACGCUCUUGAAGCGUGACAUAAUCAACGUCCCGUCCGAGACGCCCCAUGACUCCACAAGUCUAGCAUGUCAGAAUUUCUCUUAUCUUUUUAUCAUCAUUUACCAGAAUGAAUCCUUUGGGGCUCUUCUGUGUGCUUACAGUGAAACUUUAUGUAGUAGCUAGGCUAAUUGGGCUAAUUUUCUUUACGCUACCACAUUUUAUACCUCAGAUUCUACCUGAAGGAUAUUUGGUUCAUAUUGUCCUCUCCAUACAUCGAGACAAGUCCAUAAUUGUUAUCCAUACUCCACGAUGACUAUUUAAACUUAAAUAGCCUGCAAAACAACCUCAGAUAAUUGUUUUUGUAUUAUCUAUAACGAUAUCUAGCAAUAGAGCCAUUUGUUCCUGCUCGAGCAGUGUAAUUUACAAUCAUAUAUCAGACCACAUGCAGCCUUUAUUUACUGAGGUGAAGGGGAAAAAAGUUCACAGUUUGAAACUUAAUGACCAGGAGACACCGUCUUUUCUCUCUGUCUAACGUGAACACUUUAAUAAGAUGAUAAAGGGAGAUGAUAUCACAUAUUUGCAGACUGGUGAAUUGAACUAACCACAGGAGUUGCAAUACAAACAGCCUGCAUGUCGGUGUCAGUUGAAGAUGUGUUGUUUUUAAGUUAUUUUGAGUAGAGCUGCUGUAAAGUGAUCAGAAAAACAACACAUUCUGCAUCACUUGGUUUGCUUCUCUCUACAUCCUGCAGCGCCGCUCCACCAGCUGUGCGCUCAUGACCCUGAUCGAACGAAAGCUUUCCUACCAAAUAAUGGACCAGUCGAAUGAAGUCACCUGGCCCUAAUUCUUUUGUUGUUUUGAUUAAGACCCCCAGGUGGCAAAAGCGGAUGCAUAUAUGCAUCCCUGAUAAAUCCACAUCUGUUUUUGGUCUGACCACACCUAUUCUGUUCAAAUAAGUGUAGUAAAGAGGCCAGGUUUACUUCUUCACCAUGAUGCUUUUGGACUGAGUUCUCUGACAUCCCAGCUUACCUCUAUAAACAAGUCGGUUUAUUCAGAUCAUAGAUCAUUCGUCAUGCAUCAGUUAUACCUGUCAUAAGUUUCAUUUAUCAUUAAUUUGCACAUUAAAUGGAUGACAGCCCUGAAGAAUAACAAACUGGGAGAUGAAUCUGAUGAAAAACAACAUGGUACACUUUACUGCAACAAUCUGAAGAAAAGCCAGGAGCUGUCAAGUGUUACCAAAGUAAAAGCAGUGAAUUGUGCUCGUCCACAGGCCAGUUUCACUCCAUUUCAUGUGCAAGGACCUGGAUGUGCAAGAAUUUCUCUGAAUGUCUGUAUUAAACACUAACUUCUGUAUUCAGUUAAAGACGAGGUGAAAGUGAACGCAGCAGUGUUGGCAGUCCAGGAAACAGAUAUGAAAAGUCAGAUUAAAAAAAAGUCCCUCUUAUAAAAAAGAAAUCCUGUGGUUGUUUACUGGGAGAGAAACACAUUAUGGCACUUUGUUUGAGUCUGCAGUGCAGUAUACAGACACUCAUGGCAACACUAUGGAGCAGACGGCACACUCUGGAGACUACAUGAGAUUUGUGCGUGCGUGUGUGAUGAGUUCACAAUAAAACCAUUUGAUAAA